Molecule: messenger RNA, 1008 nt
Organism: Clonostachys rhizophaga
Lineage: Eukaryota; Fungi; Ascomycota; Sordariomycetes; Hypocreales; Bionectriaceae
Source: the annotation of a GenBank genome assembly
AUGCAGAAUCUCCCCGGUGGAGGCCGACCACCCCCUGUUCCCCCGGGAUGGGUCGCCGAGUGGAACAGCCAGUACAGUGCAUGGUACUACGUCAACCUCAGCACAAACGUUUCGCAAUGGCAGGCUCCCAACCCAUCCUCUUCCCCCGCCCCGCCUGGCCCUCCCCCUCAUCUGAGCGGUGAUGCCGCCCUCGCCGCCAAACUGCAAGCCGAAGAAGAUGCCCGCGCCCACAGAUACAAUCAGCCGCCGCCAUCGCAACAAGGCGUGCCGCCGCCUUACUCGCCAUCCCCAAACUCGCAGGGCCACGGCGGCGGAUACCAAGCCCCGCAGCAGCAGCAGUACGCCGGCAGCGGAUAUCUGCAGCCGGGGCAGUAUGGCCAUCAGCAGUCGCACAGCCCAGGCCCGGGCAUGAGUCCGAACCCGUAUGGCCCGCCCAGUCCCAGCCCAGGUCCUGGAGUCAGCCCGGGGCCGUAUGGGCAGCAGCAUGAUCCGCGACAGCAAGGCUACAACCAGCCGCAGUACUACUCUGGCCAGCAGCCGCCUCCCAAUGGGGCGUACGGGCAGUAUCCCCCAUCUCCCGGCAACUACGGGCAGCAGCAGCCCCAGGGUUCAGGUGGCAGCAAGGCCAGUGGUGGCGGCGGUCUGCUGGGGAAGCUGAUGGGCAAGACCAAGAUCCCGGGCGCGGCGUCGGGCUCCGGCAAGCCUCCCAAGAACAAGAAGGGCAAAUGGGGAGUGCCGGCUGCGCUCGCUGGAGGAGCGGGUGCCGGUGUGUUGGGAGGAGUGGCAAUGUCUGCUCUCGGACACAGCGUGAUGGGUGGCCAUCACGGCGGAGGGCACUACGGCGGUGGUGGAGGUUAUUACGGGGGCGGCGGGGGGUACUAUGGAGGAGGGCACGGGGGCGGUGGUUCCAGCUCGAGCAGCAGCAGCGAUGGUGGUGGUAGUGAUUAUGGUGGUGGAGAUGAUUGGGGUGAUGGUGGAGGUGAUUUUGGAGGUGAUUUCGACUUUUGA